Molecule: messenger RNA, 1321 nt
Organism: Cucurbita moschata (crookneck pumpkin)
Lineage: Eukaryota; Viridiplantae; Streptophyta; Magnoliopsida; Cucurbitales; Cucurbitaceae
Product: E3 ubiquitin-protein ligase AIP2
Exons: 5
Coding region: 185-1126 (313 amino acids)
Biological process (GO): protein ubiquitination
Cellular component (GO): cytoplasm
Molecular function (GO): ubiquitin protein ligase activity
Source: RefSeq, a predicted model, not a curated record
CGCUAAGGAUACAUCCACGUGUGGGAUCUGGCGGUUGCAGAUCGUCAACAUUGUAGCGUCGGCCAGGUCGGAUUCGUGCUUUUGAUUGCCCCUUCGUCAAGAAAUUCUCCGAUUCGAUUCAUAGAGAUUUCGAGUUAUAAAUUCGCUAAGAGGAGAAAAUUUGUUAUCAGACGAGGAAGAAGAAAUGGAAUCGGAGGAUUCAUUGAGAUCAAGAUUGGAGGAAUUGCAAAAAGAUUUGAGGAAGAAACAGAGAUUCGAGGAAGCAGUUUCCACCACUAUAUCUCUUCUUCAAGAUUGCUAUCCUACUGCUUCUCCUUCUCUACGCAAAUCGUUCUAUUCCGUAAUUUGCCGAGUUGCUACAGUAUUGAAGACAAGAUAUACGGCCCCAGGGUUUUGGUGUUCUGGUCUCAAGCUUUUUGAGGUUUCUUUGAGUCUGGUCUCUGAUCCUUCUGAGAAACAACAAUUACAGGCUAACAUAGCUCAUGCCAAGGAAAUUCUGCACCAAAUUGACAAUCCAUCUUCACCGUCACAACGUACUUCAAAUGGAGGCUAUCUUUUUGAGGGCCAUCUCACUGUUGAUCCGGAGCCACCCCAGCCCCAAUGGCUGGUGCAAUCGAACCUCUUGACAGCCGCUGCAGCUACGCUAUUUAACGCUGAAUCUUCUCAAGCUCCGGUUGACAACAACAACAAUUCCGAGAAUACUACUGACUUCCUUCAAACGGUUAUUGAAAAUCUAGAGAACGCUGUAGAUGGGUUCAUGGAUUUGGAAACGGUUAGCGGACCUCCGAAAGUUCCUCCUGCAAGUAAAGAAGUCGUUGAGAAACUUCCUGUAAUUACUAUAACAGAGGAAGUUCUUGCCAAGCUAGGAAGAGAUGUACAAUGUGCCAUUUGCAGGGAAAACUUGGCUGUUGAUGACAAGAUGCAGGAAUUGCCUUGCAAGCACACAUUCCACCCACCUUGUUUGAAGCCAUGGCUGGAUGAGCAUAACUCUUGCCCGAUCUGUCGACACGAAUUGCCCACCGAUGACCAUAAAUAUGAGAGCUGGAAGGAGCGAGAGAAGGAGGCAGAAGAAGAGAGAAAAGGAGCUGCAAAUGCUGUUCGUGGCGGCGAAUAUAUGUAUAUUUGAAUGCCAUUGCAUUUUCUUACUAUCAGGUAGUCAAUUACUUAAGUAACGUCUAAUAAGGCUAUUUCAUAUGUGAUUUCUUUGAGACGAUAUUGGAGCUUCAAUUUUUAGCUAGUCUUCUAUAGUUGAAACCACAUAUAAUAGCUUCUCAUCUCUGCAUCUGUCACUAGAAUGUUACACUUAUAUGGUUCCGUUGAU